Eutrema salsugineum is the source of this 618-nucleotide messenger RNA. Its product is annotated as glutathione S-transferase T3-like. The record is from RefSeq and is a predicted model, not a curated record. Bases 1 to 618 code for a protein of 205 amino acids. The transcript has a single exon. Lineage: Eukaryota; Viridiplantae; Streptophyta; Magnoliopsida; Brassicales; Brassicaceae.
AUGGAUUAUUCUUCUUCACAUCCAUUCACUCACUCAUCUAACUUUGUUGAUCUUCUCAAUAGUCAACAAGAACUUCCUCUUCAUGAUCCAUUUUCUUCUCAAAGCCAAAUCCCUCUGUUCAGCAGCCAAUGCACCGAAGCCUCCACCUACAAUGACGACAGCCCUGCAGAUCGCAAAGAUAGGAAGGCCUGGACUCCAACCGAUGAUGUGAUACUCAUUUCUGGGUGGCUGAACACGUCAAAAGACCCGGUGGUGGGUAAUGAGCAGAAGUCUGGUACCUUUUGGUGGAGGAUAGCAGAAUACAUUGCUUCUAGUCCGAAGGCUGCAGGCAAAGAAAGAAGAGAACCAGUCACAUGUAAGGCAAGAUGGCAAAAAAUAAAUGAUUUGGUGUGCAAGUUCUGCGGUUCUUAUGAGGCUGCAACAAGGGAGAGAGCCUCAGGAAUGAAUGAGAAUGAUGUGCUGAAACUUGCACAUCAAAUUUUCUUUAAUGAUUACAAAAAGAAAUUCACCUUGGAGCAUGCGUGGAAGGAACUACGUAACGACCAAAAGUGGUGUGAAGUUUCUGCGAAUAAAGUUGGAGGAAGUGUUAAAAGGAGGAGACGCGAGGACGGGCUAUAA